Molecule: messenger RNA, 894 nt
Organism: Rotaria sordida
Lineage: Eukaryota; Metazoa; Rotifera; Eurotatoria; Philodinida; Philodinidae
Source: the annotation of a GenBank genome assembly
AUGAAUAGAAGAUUUCGAUGUGGUCAUUUGGUUUUAACUAGAGAUGGUACAAUAAAAAAACUUGAACUUGAAGAUGGUGGUGGUAGUCGUUUUUGUAAUUGGGAUCCAAUUGAUAUGGAUUUUAAUAGUAUUCAUCGUAAUCUUAUUGACAUUUUUAAAUUAGAAGGAAGUAAAUUAAAAACAUCAUUAUAUGAUUUUCGACAUCAGCCGUUAGAUAUUAAUCAAUAUCACUCAUUUUUCGAAUAUGUUAAUAAAAAUGGACUUAAUUGUAACAGCACUAUUAUAUAUCUAUGUACGCAUCAAGCUGAUGAUAAUGAUAAUCAAAUGAUGAUAUUGAAGAAAAGUAAAGAAACACCUGCAAUUUCACCAUCAUCACCAUCAUUAUCAAUAUCAUAUUCAUUAAAUCCACAACAAAAAAUAUCUAUUUUUCCAGGAGCUAUAUCUUCAAUAACAUCUAUUGAAAAUAAACAUGUUGAUAAAUAUGAAGAUAAAUUUGAUCAAAAACAAACUUAUCAAUCUUAUGUAUAUUCAUUUGAAAAAGCCAAUAAUGAUUUAGUCAAAAAUAUGCGAAUCUUUAUUAGUCAACAUAGUUUUGAUCAAAUUUUGAUUCAACUCUUUGAAUAUAUUUGUAUUAUUAAGGGUUAUGUUAAUUCAGUUAUUCAACCAUUAAAUCAACAAAUACAACAUUUUAUUCAAAAUUUUCAAUUAUAUAAACAAUUCGAAAUCAAUUUGUAUUCAAAUAGUUUAAAUGAAGUUUCUAAUAUUUGUCAAUCUGUGGAAACAUUGAUUAAAUUAAAUAAGAAAAAAUUUGAUUAUAUUCAACAAUUUUCAAUGAUUAUUAAUUCAUUCUUUGAAUUUUAUGAAAAUUUAAAGGUAUUUCGAUGUUUUAAGUAA